UUCCAAAUCCAGGCGUGAAAUUCAUUUGAGACAGUAGCUUUUUCUAACAAGUGCUGUGUGAGAUAGUGAGAGAUCCAGCAGCCAAAUAGAGGAAAGAUGGUCAAUAACGAAGAUAAUAAUGAAAUACGGAUGGGUUUCAUUCCUAAUGGAGAUAGCCAGCCAACAUCUGAAGAAGGGGAGAGGAGAGAUAACCACCACAGACGUUUGGAUCUCAUCACACGUGGUACAAGGGAACUGAGACGGCUUUUACGGCAUAAACGCUUGUGUGUAUUUAUUGUCAUUGUUGUAUUCCUCCUCAUUAUUAUUAUAGUGGUUCUAGGAAUAUUAUAUAGGCAAUCACCUCAUCCUACAUCUUGUCCAACUGACUGGAUUGGAUACAAUGAGAAAUGCUAUCAUUUUUCAAAGGAGGAAAGGAACUGGACUUCCAGUGAGAACUUCUGCACCCAGUACAAAGCCUCCUUGGCUACUAUCAACACUGAAUUACAGGAAUUAAUGGCCCCUUUUAAAGCAAGAUAUAUUUAUUGGAUUGGCCUCAGAAGAGAACCAGGUCAGGACUGGAAGUGGACAAGUGGAGAAAUUUCCAGGAUGGAGGUUAUUGGACAAAAUGGAGGAGAUUGUGCCUACUUGAAUGAUGAAUUUAAACCCAGCACCUCAAGAUGUUCUCACGAACACUACUGGAUCUGCAGCAAAGUUGCAAUGCACUGAAAAGUGGAAAGACCAGAUAAAACGACAUCACUGGCAAAACUUCCCUGAAUGGCCCAUCAUUUCAGGGUCAUUUUUUGUGGUCUAGUGAAAAGGAAGAGCAGAAUCUCAACAU
Messenger RNA from Anolis sagrei ordinatus, 817 nucleotides. Its product is annotated as C-type lectin domain family 2 member B-like. The record is from RefSeq and is a predicted model, not a curated record. NCBI's taxonomy places the organism in Eukaryota, Metazoa, Chordata, Lepidosauria, Squamata, Anolidae.